Colletotrichum truncatum is the source of this 714-nucleotide messenger RNA. RefSeq names its product mitochondrial 37S ribosomal protein uS11m. Gene Ontology annotation, biological process: mitochondrial translation. Gene Ontology annotation, molecular function: structural constituent of ribosome. Lineage: Eukaryota; Fungi; Ascomycota; Sordariomycetes; Glomerellales; Glomerellaceae. Gene Ontology annotation, cellular component: ribosome; mitochondrial small ribosomal subunit. The record is from RefSeq and is a predicted model, not a curated record.
AUGGCUUCCGCACCCACAGCUCGCCUAUUGGCGAGAUCUAUCUUUCAGAAUGCUGCUCGCCCCGCGACAGUAGCUCGAUGCUCGCCCAUUCUCCUCCGACCCUUCUCCCAAACCGCAGCACCACGCGCCGAUGCUCCCGAGUCGAAGAAAGGAGGCCAGGAGCUCCUUGCCGCUAUGUACGGCAGCUCAAAGCCAGCCAACCAGACGGAGAAGCAGACAUCAACAGGUUCUUCAGCCGGCUUGUCCCAGCAGAGUCUGCUCCUCGAAACUCUGAACCGCGCCUCGGGUAACAAGGGCGGCUUGGGCGGCCUGGAUGACCUUGUCCCGGAGCAGGAGGACUUGCUGGAGCCGUACCACAUGCACGUCUAUUCCCACAAGCAUAACUGUCACGUCACUGUUACGAAACCCGAUCGCGGCGCUAUCAUUUCCCUGUCGACCGGCAACAUUGGCUUCAAGAAGUCCAAGAGGAAAUCCUAUGAUGCGGCGUACCAAUUGACGGCCUACGUUCUUGAGAGACUGAACUACGCCGGGUGGCACAAGAAGAUCAACAAGCUCGAGGUUGUGCUGAGAGGAUUUGGCGCUGGAAGAGAUGCGGCAGUCAAGGUCCUCAUGGCCCCCGAGGGCAAGAUCUGGCGAAGCAAGGUUGUCCGGGUGGCGGACUCAACGAGGUUGAAGUUUGGUGGAACAAGGAGCAAGAACCCAAGACGUGUUUAA